Messenger RNA from Ostrea edulis (European flat oyster), 5635 nucleotides. RefSeq names its product chaoptin-like. Gene Ontology annotation, molecular function: protein binding. NCBI's taxonomy places the organism in Eukaryota, Metazoa, Mollusca, Bivalvia, Ostreida, Ostreidae. The transcript has 2 exons. The record is from RefSeq and is a predicted model, not a curated record. Gene Ontology annotation, cellular component: plasma membrane. The coding region runs from base 1154 to 3880 and encodes 908 amino acids.
GUUCAUUAUGUAGGCAGGUAUGUACCUGAGUGAGUCAGAUUUAUUUCAGUUUCACAAGACAGGUGUGUUUUCUUUUUCAAAUUCUAAUUUACAACAAUUUCUACAAUCCUUUUUUUUUUUUGCGGGUGUAAAAAUGAUUCACAAGCUAAGAACAAAGGAUGGAUAAGUGAUUUGCAAAGUUGGAUGUUACAUAUGUUAAUAGUGUGAAUUUGGAAUAUACAGACAAAACAUCAUGACAGUCCAACACAGGUAAGCUUCAGGCCAAGGUAAUACAUGUGUGUGUAAAUAACAAUUAGGCCAAAAUAUCAGUUAGUCAAGGGAAUUCUAGACAAUGGUGUUGGCACAAAUCUGCUUUAUAAACAAUUUUUAAUUUCUCAUAUAUUCCAUACAUUUUUAAGAGAAAUGACACUAACAAGAUUAUAAUAACGAAAUCCCUAUAUGUCAACUAAUGAUCUUUCAUACGUGUAAAGUUGGUAGGGGGAACAGUUUGGGUGAUCAGGGGUACAGUCAUUCAGUAAAAAAACAAAAUCAGGUAAAUAUAAAUAAAUAUCAGGAAAAUUCUGAAACUCAUUAGACCAAAACAAGAAACAAUCUCAGAGACAACAAAAAGGACACAACUAUGACCUAAAAAGGCAGAGUGAACAUGGACAACAUUUCAAUGUCGUUUAUUUGUCAGACAGUGUGAUUUCAGAGGGAGGGAUGGUACAUUUUUUAGCUACUUAGCAGUGCAAAAUUUGACAACAAAUCACCACAGAUUUGGGUUGUCUUUCAUCAAAGUCACAUAGAUCCUUUUCUAACCUAGUAGGCUAGUAGCCUACUCUAUUAUCACAAAAGAAAGACAUUUUUGGGGAGAGAAAAAUUGGAUAUCAUGAUGCAUAAAACAGAUGUGUUAUGUUAAAUCUCAGUGUUAAGUCCUCAGCUAUUGAAUGUGCUGUCACUGCGUAGGUGGAAAACUGGUGACAGGAUUUAACAUUGAUUUUAAAGUGACUUCAUUCAAGAAGUAAAUAAAAAUUAACAAAGAAAAGCCCAUUGCAUAAUAACUUAAAAUACCUUAAACACAAUUGAUAGCUUAAGCACUCUACAAAAGAUAUACCCCUCUUAUCCUAAUACCUGUAAACAGAAUUACAAAGGACUAUACAAAGUUAUAGAUGGAAUGUUUGAAGGAGAAGUGAGGUCAGGACAGGUAUACAUAUACCCUGGUCACCUACACAGGAUGAAUACUUCCUUGUCAGUCACAAUUCUUUUGCUACAAGUUGGAUACAUCGUGUCUCAGUUAUGUCCCAGUACUGUGGACAGCUGCACUUGUGAAAAUGCAUCGAACUCAGACAAAAGAAUUAUAAGAUGUAGAAAUCUCAAUACAAUGCCAAAUUUUAAUCCAUCUACAGAGGUUUUCCUGAAACUCGAUCUGGAUGAUCCCAGUAAUACCAUACAAGUACUUCAAAACAAUGCAUUUGACGGAAUUCUUGUGGAAGAAAUUGACUUGUCAAAUGAAAAACUCAAAUUACGUGAUAUUCAACCACAAGCCUUUUCUGGAUUGAAACAACAUUUGAAAAUCAUCAGACUGCAGGGUGACACAACAAUACCUCCACCAUUUGAACCAAUGAAAAAUUUGACAAAUUUGCAAGAACUUCAACUACAGUUUUUUUAUUUGCCUGUAAUCGAUGAAAACACAAAGUUCAAUUAUUUUCCUAACUUGCUCACCUUGCGGUUGCGAAACACGGCAACAACAUUCGUGUCAUCUAAUUCUUUCAAGAAUCAGCUACUGCAGUUAAAACGAUUUGAAUUUGAAAAUAAUGCUGUGCAAACUUUCCCUAAGCCUGCCAUUAAUCGACUGAGAACUUUGGAACAUCUUUCAUGGCUUCAUAAUGGAAUGACAAGUGUCACAUACGGAUCCUUUGACUCUCUAAAUAAUCUCAUUGAAUUAGACCUAAGGGGAAAUAAUAUAGGCAAUCUAGAUUAUGAGUGUUUUAAAGGAAUCACAGAAAAAUUAGAGUUCCUCAGUCUUCAACUCAACAGACUGAAUGAGUUCAACAUUGUGCCAUUAGGAAACCAUUCUUGGCCCCGACUGGAACAGCUUAACUUAGGACACAUGUUUGGAAACUUUCAAACAAUUCCACCGGGGUUUUUCAAGAACAUGCCCAAUCUGGCCAGUCUAAUGUUGCCUGGAAAUAAAUUCAGAGUGAUAAAAAGUAAUGAUUUUGAAGGUCUUGGAAAAAUGCACUCAUUGGACUUGUCUGAAAACUGGAUAAACACAAUUCAGAAAGGUGCAUUUGCCCACAUGUCACUUCUAGAUACACUGGAUUUACGAACCCAGUUUGAUGUCAGUUCCAGCAAUCCACUGAAUUUCAGCCUAGAUGCAAUUCAAGGCUCUGAACUUGCUAUUAAGACCCUAUAUUUACAGGGUAACCAUUUAAUAGAACAAUAUGCAUGGGAAGCUAUCGGUGCCAUGAAGAAUCUGAAUAACUUAGACAUUUCUAACACAAAACUGUCCAACAUCCCAACUUUAAUUUUCUAUGGUCAUAAUCAUUUGGGUGACCUUAGAAUAAAGAAUAACACUAUCUCAGCACUAAGACAAGAAUCACUAUAUGGACUCAAAGAUUCCCUUAUAACCAUAGAUAUUUCUUCUAACCAGAUAUACACAAUCAAUGAAUGUGUCUUUAAGGGAUUUACAAAACUUAAGUUCAUUUUCGCAGGAAGUAAUGUUCUUGUUUGUGACUGCAAUAUCUUUGGAUUUUACCAGUUUCUCAAAACAACAAUCACUUCAAAUGUAGGAUAUGCAGAGGUACGUUGCAUUAAUUUAGACAACAAACAAUUGACUUCACUGCAAACUACUGAGUUUUGCCAGAGCCAACCAACAGAGGCUACCUGUCCAGAGUUCACAACAACAACGACAUCUAUUCCAACAAUACUACCCAAACCAGAUGUCCAAUUUGGAAUUUCCAGUAUCACCAAAGACACAAUAGUCAUUUCUUGGACAGUUAGUGGAGACACAACAUACCUGAAGAAUUUUCAGGUGAGUUAUAAGCGACUAGCAGUAAACAACCCAGAUCUCAAAAUUUUUCGAACGGACAAAUCAAAACGGGAUCAUCCAAUAACUGGACUUAACCCUGGAUCUAGCUAUGAGAUAUGUUUCUAUAUUGAACUGACAGUAUCUUCAUCUCCAAGUUUUGUAUCAUGUCUAACAGAUCAGACACAGGACAAUACUGUAGCAACAACAGCAUCCAACAUCGGAUCAGAUGACAACACUGGGAAAAUUGUUGGGGGAGUUUUGGGAGGCUUCGCAUUUAUUGCCCUCCUUGUUGUCUUGUUCAUACUUUACACCAUUUUCAUGAGAAAGAAAGAUACAAAACCACCCCUCCCACUACCUGCUGCAAAUAUUACAAACAUCGGAUUUCAAUCGCGUCCAACAAGUCAGCCCAGAGUGUUCAUCAAAAAAGCAAACGGUGAUCUGGAAACUGUAUCCAAUGGUAAAAUUGACUUUUCACGUCUUUCUGGAGGAAGUUACUCAAAUAUUGACCCCACUGUCAGCAAUGACCCUUACCCAACCAAAGGAGCCACAGGGGGUGGUAGGGAGAGGGAACCUAGUAAACAACAACAUGUAAAACUACCCCACGAACACCAGCCUAAGGAAGCCUCAGACAAUUCCCGUUACACUCGAAUGCCAGGAGCACCGCCUUCAAACACCCACUACAUCAACGAAGUCAGAAUGGAAGAACCGGAUCACUACACAAAUGCAGUAGAAACGCGGCCAUUACCACAAACCCCUGGCAAUAAACCAUUAUCCAACUCCUCUGGAGGGGGGUUUUUAAAUCAUGGAUUUGCACAAAGUCCAGACACUGAAUAUCAUGAACUUAAUUAUGAUUCCGGAACAGUUGUGUGAAGUGAUAGUAUAGUAUGUGUAUUAAUUUCACAUGUGUCAUAACAUCUGGAUUUCCUAAUGGACUCUAGAAUGCAGUAUUCUGGGAACUAUGGUGAAAUGUGCUCCACGGGAAUUCUGAGGAUCGGUCACUGAAAGUGAAACUUUACGGUGUUAAUGUAGACCACAUAAUGAAAACGAAGCAUACCAGAACAAAGAGUAGCAUUUUAUGCUAUACCAAAAGUACUGUACAAUAAUUUGAAUUUGUGGGCAAUUUUUGUGGAUUGUGGAGAUUUUACUAUUUUGCUGGGAUGUAAUUUUCGUGGAUUGUGGAGAUUUUACUAUUUUGCUGGGAUGUAAUUUCAUGGAUUCUGUACAUUGAAAUAUUGACGUAUAAAUUGUGUAUUUCGUUGUGGUUUGCAAUUCAUGGGAUACGAGUACCACAAACAUUGAGCCCCGCCCACAAAAUCUACCACUUCCACAGUGCCUUCUCUCCUACAACCAGAAGUAUAUAUUUUAGCUACCACUAGAAUUAUUUCUACACAUUAAAGAAUGUAAAUAGUUAUUCAUCAUGCAUUUUGCACAUAGAUUUUUUUAUUUCUAAGUCUACACAUAUCAGUCAGUCAGAAUGAUAAGAUACCAUAUACCAGUACACUUUAAACAGUUGCUUUACACCAAUGUUAUGUGUUUACUUAAAUGAAUCAUAGCAUAAUAAAUAAUCACAGGAUUUUCCUUUUAUGUUAUCAUUAUCUUUACAUGGAGACUGAUAACAUCCUGUAUACUAAAUAUAGAUUUAACUACAUGUACAUAUCAUUAGUUUACAUUUUUAUCUUAUAUAUGUAAAAGUACUUUGUUUUUUGUUGGAAGUUUAUAGUCUUUGUCUUUUAUAUAUGUGUUAUUUCUCCAUUUCUAAUCAUUUGUAGCUAAUAAGAAUGUUUAUCAAUCUGGCUGAAACAAAGUUUCUAAAUAUGAAAGCUUAUGAAUAAAAAUCUAUCAAUAAGCAUACAGUGUAUUUUAUCUUAAAAUUUUGCUGUAAUAUUGCUGUUUCUGGAAUUUUCAAAAUUAAAAUGGAAUAACCCCCUCCCCAUGUCAAGCCUUUUUAGAUACUCUUAUAAAUUUCCUCCAUAAAACUUUUCAAUUUUUUUUUUUUAUUGUAUCAAAACAUCAAGGUCAUCUGUACUGGAGUCUGAUUGAAUUUUUAGCUAUAAAAGAACUAUGGUGCUCUUUAUAUGUACAAGUAAACAAGAGUGUGAUGUCUGAAAUAUUUUGUGUACAAUGAAGUGUUGGAGUAUGAUUAUAUAUGCCAGUAUUAUAUGGAUGGUUAUAAGGAUUCAUGUACAUGUUUUUGUAUUCAAUAUUUGAAUAUUUUUUUAAUAGAUUUCAAACUGAGAGCUUACUUUCUACAAACCGACUGUGUGUAAUUUCCAAAUACAAUUAAACUUGCUUACGAUAUAAUCAGAUAUUCACUAAUGUCAGGUUCUUUGUAAAUAAGUUUUACUAUACAAAGCUUUAAACCAUCAACCACCACUGGAAAAAAAAAGAUUCCUGAUGGUUAUAAUGCACUGUUUGAUCUCUAACCCUGAUGUGAUAAAAUCUUUGUCAUUCCAAGAAAAAUCAUGAUAUAGUUCAUAUCAUUAUGCAACCAAGAAUUCUAUUUUAUCUACAAAUGUUGUAAAAUAUAUAGUGUAUAUUUGUCUGUAUACUUAUUUCAAUACUAUUAUCAUUACAGAGGAAAUCUUAAUGAAUGUUAUCACAUUAAUUAAACAAUCAGAAAUUACA